Crotalus tigris (Tiger rattlesnake) is the source of this 2755-nucleotide messenger RNA. RefSeq names its product pentatricopeptide repeat domain 1 (gene PTCD1). Gene Ontology annotation, biological process: tRNA 3'-end processing. Gene Ontology annotation, molecular function: protein binding; tRNA binding. The coding region runs from base 369 to 2576 and encodes 735 amino acids. The record is from RefSeq and is a predicted model, not a curated record. The transcript is spliced from 9 exons. Gene Ontology annotation, cellular component: mitochondrial matrix. NCBI's taxonomy places the organism in Eukaryota, Metazoa, Chordata, Lepidosauria, Squamata, Viperidae.
CGUGGAGAACGAGAGGAGGACAGAACCGCGCUGGCUGAGGCGCUGGAACCAGGUUUGAGGUCUCUCUGGGCCCUAUUUUUUCAAAUUAUAAUAUAUAAUAUAUAUAUACCCAAACUCGUUAUUCCAUAUUUGUUAAUCUAGUUUCUGUUCCGUCUUUCCUUCACGAGCUCCUGCUGGCGCUUCUCCCUCCUUUCUUGUUCUCCCCUCCCAACAACAACCCUGCAAGGAUGGCUCGUGCAAAAUGUAUCCUUGCCGCUUUGGAUCAUGUUCCCAGGAAAGCAGGUGACCAUUUUAAACGGCAAUCCUAAUUCCUUGGAUCUGGAUUUCAUCUUUUUCAUCUGGAGACAAGGAAAAAAAGGGGGGGAAGUAUGAUGUGCCGUGGCUUCUCUGCAGUAUUUACCCAGAGAGGGUCUGUCUGUCCUUGGCUUUGUUCCGUGCACCGUUUAAGAGACAUUCCUGGAAAAAAACGGAUAUGGCCUCCAAGCCUACAAUCCGUAGAACUUCUGGACCGGAGGCUGAUUAGCACAUCCCGGUCAGUCUGUAAAUUACACAACAGAGAUUUGGAGGAGAUGAUGAGAUCAUCAGAAGCCCUUUCUAAAGAGGAAGAGGAGGAAGAGGAGAAAUUUGAUGCUGAUGAAAGCUUUGGGUUGUUAACUCAGAAAUACCCUCCCAAGCCCUUUUCUCGGGCACCUUCGGCUGAUUUUCACAACUUACAGCUCCAAACCAAAGAACAGGAGGAGGAAGAGGAGGACGACGAAGAGGAGCUAGAAAUAAAACCCAGAAGAGGUCGAAGAAAUACCCCAUACUGGUAUUUUUUGCAGUGCAAAGCAUUGAUAAAGAAAGAUAAGUUGGCUGAGGCUCUUGAGCUCUUUGAGGUACAAAUGCUGAAGGAAGAACAUCUACAGCCUGAGGAGUUCAACUAUACGGUGCUGAUUGGUGGAUGUGGCAGGGUUGGGUACCUGAAGAAAGCCUUAAAGCUCUACAACGAUCUUUUAUCUUGUUACGCUAUUGGGAGGCAGAUGAAAAAGCGAGGCCUGACGCCUACAAUUGCCACAUAUACCGCCCUGUUCAACGCCUGCGCAGAGUCACCCUGGAAGGACAGCGGUCUGCAGAGCGCCCUUAAGCUGCGACAGGAACUGGUACAAAAAGGCAUAGAGCUGAAUCCAAUUGCCUAUCGCGCUUUGUUGAAAUGCUGUGCUCUGUGUUCAGAUCUCCACAUGUGCUUGGAUAUAUUAAAGGAAAUGGUGGGAAAUGGCCAUCCAAUCACCACGGAUACUUUCAACGUCCUGCUCAUGGGGUGUAUAAGCGACAAAGAGAACGGGUUCCGCUAUGCUUUACAGGUUUGGCAGCAGAUGGGAAAGCUCAACCUCAAGCCUGACCUGUACACUUACAAUUUGAUGCUAAGCGCUGCCAAAUACUGUGGUAUUGGUGACACAGAGGUGGCUUCUAAAUUGUUACUAAGACCCUCAGAGGAACGCCCAGCUUUCCUGAGGCUGAAUUCUGGCAGAGAGCAAAGCACAAAGGGUCAGAGAAAGAAAAAAACAAACACUCCUGCUUUAAUGUUACUGGAUGUCGAAGCUCUGGAAAAAAACAUGUUCCCAGGAAACGGUCCAAAAACUGGGACGCCUAAUAGAAGCCGAGAGGAUGCCAAGGACAGGGCAACGCCGGAGUCCAGCGAUGACUCCGAUUUAUCAGACCGCGAUACCGACUGGAGUUCUGUGAUCUCUGCUGGGAACCAGUUGGUUCCGGAAUCGACAGCUGGAACCUCUUUCCCGGAGCCUGCCGUUCCCCUGCCUAACUUGCUGGAUUUGGAGAGCCCAGCCCCCCAGGUGAUUUCCUUAGGGACGGUGGCCACCCCCUCCGAUCGGCUGGCUCUGAUGGGAAACAUGGAAGGGUUCUUGCAGAAAAUGAAGGACGACAAAGUGGAAGGCAAUAUUAGGACGUUCAUAUUGCUAGCCGAAAACAUGGAAUUUGACAGCCCGUCCGAAUUGUUGGCCAUCAUGGAGGAGAACCACGUGAAACCAGAUGUAGCUUUUUUUAAUACGUUGAUCAGAAAAAGGAGCAAGAAAGCAGAUCUGGAGGCGGCAAAGAGCCUGCUGCCUUUAAUGUUGCAAAACGGACUUUCACCAGACCUGUACACAUUUUGUAACCUGGCCAUUGCCUGCCGCAAACUGAAGGAAGGGUUGCAGUUACUGUCAGACAUGAAGCGAUCUGGAAUAAAACCCAACGUGCAGAUCUACGGGGCACUGAUAAAUGCAGCCGUGAAGCGACUGAAUUACACCUACCUCAUCGAGAUCCUUAAAGAUAUGAGCAGGAACCAGGUUGCUCCGAAUGAAGUUAUUAUUAAGACUCUGGAGUUUGCAGCCCAAUAUCCUCCUAAUUAUGAUAAGUACCAGAAAAAGGAUCAUUAUCUGGAGAAAAUUGAUGGCUUCCGAGCUUUCUACUUCCGUUGGCUUAAGUGGAUGGCUGGGGAAGAAACACCACACCCUUGGUCAAAAUACCGAUAUAAGAAUUUGGCACAAAGCAAAGAUGGCGACAGGCUGGGACAAGAUCAAGGCAGUCAGGUGCUGAAAUAAAGCAAAUAUUGACCAUUCAUGAUGGGAUGCUGGCAACUUUUGUAAAUUGCUUAAUUCUGUACGUAUCUGUUCACAUGAAGCUUAAAUUAACCCCUAGGUAUAUGUACAAUUGCAACCCAAAUUUAUCUGGAACAAAUCUCUCAGUAAUAUACUGUCUAAUAACACGUUUAUCUUACCAA